GUCUGCUUGAGUAUUUGAUUCAUGAUUUGAGCAUUUGAUUGACGGUUUGAGCAUUUGAUUUAUGAUUUGAGCAUUGAAUUAUAGAAUUAAUUUCGAUAGGUUUAUACUGGGUUGAUAAUGAAAAAUAUAUAGCCUAUCAAAUGCAAAGGAUUUUUAAUUAGAUUUUUGAUACAGUUCAUGCUUCCACGAAUGAGAAAUGAAAUUUCUUUUGAGCAUUUGGUUUCUCAUUUGAGCAGUUGUUUUGAGAGUUUGAUUUAUUAUUUGAUAUUUAUGCGUUUGAAUUUUCAUUUGAAUUUUGCUAGGAAAAAAACCUUCCAUAGAAAAUAUAACUUUGAUAGGAAAUUGUAUAUGUCGAGUGUGUAUGGUCGCAAUGAUGGAUAUCAAUAAUAUCUUCACAUUAGCAGAGCCUCCUCAGUGUUGAUUGGAUGGAUGAUCGGCACGCUCACAUCAGAGCCUCUCAACGGCUCUGGCUCUGGCUCACAUAAACCGUCAAUCUGCUGGUCGUCAUGGAAACAAAUAGGCGCGUAAAGUGCUAUGUGUUGGCUGAAGUCUCUGAGCGCGGCAGAUCUGUGAGGGGAUUUAUAAACGCUCGUUGAAUCUCAUCGCCCUAGACAACCGUGAAAAUAGUUUACGUCGUGCUCUCCAAUUUACAGCAUCACCACAUCUUUAAGCUGACAGUAUGUAAACGGAGAAAACACCCGCUUGUGUAAUUGAUCCAGUAUUGCCAGUGGACUAUUAUUGACUUUGUUACUGUUUGAUUAACCAUGUCCACACAAGAGACAGAAUUACCCGACAGUCAGGAGAGGGUGGGUUUGAAAAGAAAACUGACGGGUCCCCCGAGACUUUUGCUCGGGAAGUCAAAAUCAAGGGAGAAACUGGAAGGUAAAUCUCAGAGAAGGCAAAGACAAGCUAAAAGUUGCGAUGGCACAGCAGAGAAUAAUUAUCAAGAAAAUGAUGGAAAUGAAUCCUCACUUAUUACCCACCACAGCCCUCAAAACCCCCCAGAGGAGAUGGAAACCCAGCCAGGUGCUCCAGGAGAUACCACAGGAAUUCUUGUAACAUUGGAGCAGAGUGAAAGCAAAGAUGAAAAUAUGGAAACUAAAACAAAAAUAACCAGAAGCACUUCAAAAUCAUCCAUUAAAAGGAUGUUUUCCUCAUUCCUCAGAUGUGGAAAGAGGAAGGAAUCAGAAAACGAGACUUUGAAUCCUCAAAAAACAAGGAAAAACAGAAACAAAGCUCAACACAAUAUGUGUAACUCCAUGGAUGAGAAUAAACUGAGUGAUGCAAACAAAGAAGUUCCUAGUGGGAAAAGUAAAACUAGGGCUUUCUUCUCAGUGUGGGCAAUUUCUAAGAGAUCUACCACAUCCAAUGUCAAUCUAGGAAGGGGAUGUAGAGAGCAAGACAAUAGCAUGGUUUUUCAGGAGAUAACGGCACCAAAAGUUUUGACAUUUAAAAAGAUCUACCAAAUCUUUCCAAGAAGGAAGAAAACACCUCCGAUUGAUCAGUUUGAGUGUAAUGCUUCCAGUGCAUCACAAACAGAAGUAGCUGAUCAACUGAAUCAAUCACCUGCAGCUGCUUUGGACAUUUCCAGUAUCACAAAAGAAGAGAACCGAAAGGAAGAAAAAGACAUAAAAGCAAAAAGCGUUCCAGAGACAUUUACGUUCAGUGCAGAAGUGAGCGUUAACAAAAACAUUGAUGCUGAACACAUGGAUGUGAAGGAAAUACGUCCUGACCAAGAUGUUAGUUUGAAUGAAGAAGAAAAGCAGGUGUUAAAAUCUAGUGUUUUGGAUUCUGAGGUUCUUCCAUUGUGUUGUAGUGGCCGUAAUUUCAACUCUGAGUUUCCAGGCACAUCAUCAGUUGGUGAACUGCUAGUCUUAAUUGAGAAGCCUAUUAAAACUUGUGUCAAAUGCAGGCCAGUGAUUACUAUAGAGCAUGCAUACUCAUCAGAGGAAGAGAACAUGAAUGAGGCACCAUAUUUUGACGGUCUUACCAUAAAUGGGUCCUGGCAACAUUUAAGAAUAAACAGCCUAACAAACAACACACUACAUCCUUCUGAAGUAAAUGUGUCUUCUGAACUGGACCACAGCCGGUGUAAUGAGCCCUUACUGAUUCAGACGGCAGUUUCUAUGGUGCAAGCGGCCAUUCGUGGUGCUGUGGAGCAACUCACAAUCGAGCAGCAGCAUAAUCAGAUAAAUUUGGACCAUGCGUAAACACACAUUCAAAUUCUUUAUUCAGCAAAUGGUUUCUGGAAGAUGGUAUAAAUAAAGCUGUGUAUAACAUGAAAAAAAGAGAAAAGGAAUUUCAUUUGAUUAAAUGUCAGAUGACAUUUCAGUCUGUUUAAACAUUGGAAAUGUUUGUAAUGAUAAUUGUAAUAAUUGAUGUCAGAUUGUGGAAAGUUUGUAAUUUUAUGUAAUUUCAAUGGUGUAAAUUUGUACUUGCAUGAUUAACCUCAUAUUGUCAUUAAUGUUACCUUCUAUUGUUCAUAUUUUUUUUAUACUGCAACAUUAUUUCCCAUAACACUGGAGUCUAGUUUCUAUAGCAAUGAAUAUCCCACACAUGACUCUGAGAAGGCACUGAGCCACAUGCUUAACUCCCUUCCAUUCCAUCAACAUUUAGGGCAACGUUUUUAUGAAAAUAAGUGGUCUGAGAACCAAGGUGUGUGCAUUGGAUGUUCUUUUCAUAUUUAAAUGAGGUCCUGACUGAAGCUUACAGCGAAAUUGUUAGAUGUUAAGUGACUGUAUACUAACUGUACAUAACAAGCUUGGGAGUAAUGCUUAAAGAUAAUGAUUACUCAAGAGUUGGCAGCAGAGAUAAUGUUUGCUUUUAUGACUACAUGCUACUCUCUUGUGGCAAUAAGAUGUUACUACAAGACGGUCAGUUACAGCAGUACCACAUUUUGUAUGACGACCCCCAGCCCUGCACAUUUUGUAUGUCCCCCUUCAUCUGUCACACCUGAUUCAACUCAUCAGCUCAAUAGUGGAGACUGCAAGACCUGAAGUGGGUGUGUCAGAUAUAGGGAUGCAUAUAAAUUGUGCAGUGCUGGGGGUACUUCGUGGAGAGGUUUAAGAACCACUGCGUUACAGGAUAGUUUAGCAAAAACGUAAAUUGUCAUCAUUUAUUCACCCCCAUGUUAUUACAAACCUUUAUAUCUUUAUUCCUUCUGCAAAACACAAAAAAAGGAUAAUCUAAAGAAUGUUACUGUCCAUACUCCAUACAAUGAAAGUCAGUGGGGACCAAAACAACAAUGAACCCCACUGACUUUCAUUGUAUAGACCAGAAAAAUUAAACAUUGUUUAAAAAUAAUGUUUUGCAUUCUAAGCUGUAUAAAAUCAUAUAGCAGGUUUGGAAUGACGUGAGGGUGAGUAAAUGAUGACACAAUUUUCAAUUGGGGUGAACAAUCCCCAGUCAGUGCCAAUGAAACCAAUGACAAGUGACUAAAGCAGAUGCAUUAUAAAACACAGUUUAUUCAAUGUGCCAUUUAUU
Cyprinus carpio (common carp) is the source of this 3483-nucleotide messenger RNA. RefSeq lists its product as uncharacterized. The record is from RefSeq and is a predicted model, not a curated record. NCBI's taxonomy places the organism in Eukaryota, Metazoa, Chordata, Actinopteri, Cypriniformes, Cyprinidae.